AUGUAUGCUCUUGCUGAUAUUACUGAGGGUGACUGUUACCUGCGUGUCCCGCGCGACCCGGGCACUGUGGCUGCUGCUCUAGGUGCUAGUGCGGCUGCUGCUCUAGGUGCUAGUGCGUCUGCUGCUCCAGGUGCUGGUACGUCUCCUCCCUCUGGUACUGCACCUAAUGAGUCCUUUCACACUUUCACACUUGACUCUGGUGCUUCGCGCUCUUUCUUUAGAGACAGCACCACGCUCACGCCGCUCCGCCGGCCUGUUGCGGUCUCCCUUGCUGACCCCUCCGGGGGACCAGUCCUUGCACACUCCUCCACGGUUCUACCGUGUCCUGCGGCCCCGUCGGGCUUGCUGUCGGGACUCCACCUCCCCUCGUUCUCUACGAACUUGGUGAGUGGAGCUGACCUCCAGGACGCGUGGGUUGACCAGUUCACCCCUGGAGGUCAGCGUGUGACCCACUGCACUUGCUCUCGGACGUGCCGCCACCUGGCCACGUUCACCCGUCGGCCAGGGUCGAGUCUGUACACACUGACUACUGCGCCUCCUCCGGUCCCUGCGUCUGGUCAGGUAGCUGCGUCCAGGUCUAGUCCUGCGUCUGCCCCCUGCUCGUGUCGUCCUCUGGCGCACGAGACUCUCCUCUGGCACCACCGCCUUGGUCACCCCUCCCUGCCUCGUCUUCGAGGUAUGGCCUCCCGUGCUCUUGUCUCUGGACUCCCCAGGUCCCUCCCUCCCCUUCCUCCGGGGCCUGCCCCCACCUGUGUUCCUUGUGUCGAGGGCCGGCAGCGCGCCGCUCCUCACUCCUCCUCGUUUCCUACGACUGAGGCCCCUCUGCAGACUCUUCACAUGGACGUGUGGGGCCCAGCCCGCGUUCGUGGACAGGGUCACGAGCGUUACUUCCUGCUGGUCGUUGACGACUACUCGCGUUACACCACAGUCUUCCCCUUGCGCAGCAAGGGUGAGGUCACUGAGGUGUUGAUCGACUGGAUCCGCGGUGCUCGUCGCCAGCUUAGUGAGAGUUUCGGCUCCGACCUUCCUGUUUUGCGUCUGCACUCAGACAGAGGCGGGGAGUUUUCCUCCGACCUUCUGAGAGCCUUCUGUCGUUUGGAGGGCAUCCGCCAGACGUUCACGCUUCCGGCCUCCCCGCAGCAAAAUGGGAUUGCUGAGCGCCGCAUUGGCAUGGUCAUGGAUGUCGCUCGUACGUCCAUGAUCCAUGCGGCUGCUCCCCACUUUCUGUGGCCGUUCGCGGUUCAGUACGCUGCGCAUCAGAUCAACCUUCAGCCUCGUGUCUCCUUGCCGGAGACCACACCUACUCUGCGGUGGACGGGGAAGGUUGGUGAUGCGUCCGCGUUCCGUGUCUGGGGAUCUCGAGCUUUUGUCCGCGAUACUACAGCGGACAAGCUGUCCUCCCGUGCCGUUCCCUGUGUCUUCCUUGGCUUCCCUACUGACGCACCCGGGUGGCAGUUCUACCACCCCAGCUCGCGUCGUGUUCUGUCCUCUCAAGACGUCACGUUUGACGAGUCAGUGUCGUACUACCGUCUCUUUCCCUACCGCACUGCCUCUCCCCCUCCCCCGCCGCUCUUCCUUGCCCUAGGUACUCCUCCGGUAGACCCCCUCCCCCCCCAGGGUCCUGCCCCCUCAGGUGUGUCCCAGGUAGACCCUGCCGAACCGGUCGAGGUAGCUGUCGACUCCGGUGCUGCUAGGGGUGCUGACCCUGCGGGUGCGGGGACUGGGGGUGCUGAGACUGGGGCUGCUGAGUCUGGGGGUGCUGAGACUGGACGUGCUGAGCCUGGGGGUGUGGCGCCUGAGGGUACUGUCGGCUUCGUGAGUGGUACUCUCGGCGCUGUCGGGUUGCUGCUGGAGGUGCUGCUGGUGCGGGUGCUGCUGGAGGUGCUGGCGCUGCUGGAGGUGGUGCUGGUGCUGGAGCUGCUGGAGGUGCUGCUGGUGCUGGAGCUGCUGGAGGUGCUGCUGGUGCUGGAGGUGCUACUGGAGCUACUGGAGGUGCUGGCACUGCUGAAAGGUGGUGCUGGUGCUGGAGCUGCUGGAGCUGCUGGAGGUGCUGGUGCUGCUGGAGGUGGUGCUGGUGCUGGAGCUACAGGAGGUGCUGCUGGUGCUGGAGCUGCUGGAGGUGCUGCUAGGACUGGAGACCCUGAGGCUGAGGGUACCGGUUCUGUCUCUGCUGUUUCUCGAGGCGCUGCGCGGCCGCGGCCGUACUACGUUCCGCUUCUUCAGCAGGUUCUUGGCUCCCCACCUUCUCCUGGUCCUCCUCCUCCUUCCCUGAGUCCACCGCCUGUCCCGUCUCAGUCGCAGUUACAGCCGGCCUCUCUGCUGCCUGGUCCUUCUCCUUACUCUGGUCCGACUAGAGGUCUUACGGAGCGUCGUGAGCCUGAGUCGCGUCCUGUGUCGCCUGCGUCUCGUUCUACGUCGCCUGUCCGUUCUGUUCGCGCUGGUCGUGUUUCGCGUCCGCGUCUUCCUCCUGUCCCUGGCACUCACUCUAUGACUCUGCGUCCUUCCACUGCUCCACAUCGUGUCCCUCUGCCCUCUCCUCCUGCGUCCUCUCUUCCUGACGGUCCGGACCCGGAGUCUGACUCCCUUCGUGCUGCUAGUCCUACUGUCACGCGCUUUCUGGCCACUGCUGUCACUGACCCCCUGUUUGAGUUCUCUGCUGCGUCUGCUCUUGUUGCUGAGCUUGUUGACUUUGCUGCAGCCUGUCGCCUAGACUACGCCGCUAGUCUUGUUGCUGAGUCUGCGUCUGUGUCUGUCUGUCCUCCGUCCGUCGGGGGUGAGUGUGCUCUUGGCACGGACGUCCUUGAGGACAGGCAGGAGGACCUUGAGUGCUUUGCUGCUGCUUCACCUCAUCUCGUGUCCAUGCUGCUUGCCCCUGGGGGAGACCCGGAUGCACUAGACAUCCCGACCCCGCGCUCUUACGCAGAGGCGAUAGAGGGUCCCUACUCCUCCCAGUGGCAGGCAGCCAUGGACGCAGAGAUGGCUUCCUGGAAGUCCACAGGCACCUGCGUAGACGAGGUUCCCCCACCUGGGGCGAACAUCGUCAGUGGCAUGUGGAUCUCCAGGGUGAAGCGGCCGCCGGGUUCUCCGCCUGCCUUCAAGGCGCGUUACGUUGCACGUGGCUUCAGUCAGCGACAGGGAGUUGACUUCUUUCAGACCUUCUCCCCUACCCCGAAGAUGACCACUCUUCGGGUACAGCUGCACGUUGCUGCUCAGCGUGACUACGAGCUCUACUCGCUUGACUUCAGCACAGCCUUCCUACAGGGCAGCCUGCACGAGGAGAUCUGGCUGCGCCGCCCACCUGGCUUCACUGGGUCGUUUCCUGCUGGUACCCAGUGGAGCCUCCGGCGGCCAGACUACGGUCUCCGCCAGGCGCCCCGUGAGUGGCACGACACGCUCAGGACGACUCUUGCUGCUCUUGGUUUUGCUCCUUCCACUGCUGACCCUUCUCUGUUUCUACGCACUUACGCUACUCUGCCGCCGUUCUACGUUCUUGUGUACGUAGACGACCUUGUCUUUGCUACUGCUGACACGGAGGCACUCGCCCACGUGAAGUCCGAGCUGCAGAAGAGACACACGUGCACAGACCUGGGUGAGCUCACAAGCUAUCUUGGCUUGCGGAUCACCCGGGACAGAGCACAGCGCACCAUUACCUUGACUCAGUCACACAUGGUGCAGCAGGUCCUUCAGCGCUUCGGCUUCACCUACUCCUCGCGACAGUCCACUCCUCUGCCUACCGGUCACUCGCUCUCAGCUCCACCUUCGGACGAGUCCGUAGAGCCGAGUGGCCCGUAUCCAGAGCUUGUGGGCUGCCUCAUGUACCUGAUGACUUGCACACGACCUGACCUCGCAUACCCCCUCAGCCUUCUGGCUCGCUACGUGGCUCCCGGCAGGCACCGAAAGGUGCACUGGGAUGCUGCGAAGAGGGUGUUGCGAUACUUGUGCAGUACAUCGGGCAUGGGGCUCGUGCUUGGAGGACGGGCUCGAGUUGUCCUCACUGGUCACGCUGACGCCUCCUGGGUUGACGACAUGGCUACGCAGCGGUCGUCACAGGGUUACACCUUCAGCCUUGGCUCCGGUUCUGUCUCCUGGCGGUCUACCCGCUCUUCUUCGGUUCUCAGCUCCAGUUGUGAGGCUGAGAUCUACGCUGGGGCCAUGGCUGCACAGGAGCUUCGCUGGCUCACCUACCUGCUGACCGACUUGGGAGAGGCGCCUCGUUCUCCUCCAGUUCUGUACGUCGACAACAAGGCCAUGCUGGCCUUGUGUGAGGAGCACAGACUGGAGCACAGAACGAAGCACAUUGCUCUGCGCUACUUCCUUGCUCGAGAGUUGCAGCAGCGUGGCCAGCUUCGUCUUGCUUACGUGGCCUCUCAGGCCAACACUGCUGAUGUUUUCACCAAGGCACUUCAGCCUUGUGAUCAUCAGCGUUUCUGUACUGUGUUAGGCCUUGUACCUACUGUGCCUCACUUGUUGACUUCUUGA
This is a messenger RNA of Closterium sp. Naga37s-1, 4479 nucleotides long. Lineage: Eukaryota; Viridiplantae; Streptophyta; Zygnematophyceae; Desmidiales; Closteriaceae. The record is from the annotation of a GenBank genome assembly.